AUGGAUAGCAACACGCGUCAAACCUUUCCAUUCCUUGAGUUGCCGUAUUUUAUCCGACAUGACAUUUAUAUCCUUGCUCUUGACUACCCAGAUCUUGACCCGAUCUUUGCACGGAUCCAGAAACAGAACUACGCAGGUGACUACGAGCACACGGAGACCAAGAAGCUGCCAAUCAGCGUCCGCCCGACACCCCACGUCCCAGCAGAGCUGAAGACCACCCCGGGCAUCAUGUUGUGCAGUCGACAGACGGCUUGGGAAGCCCAGCAAGUGUGGCGCUACAAAACCUUCACUCUCAAGCGACCACCGGCCGGUACAGCAACCUUGGCGCGGCCGAUGGAUAUUACCGAGUUCAUCAGUGAAGAUAUGUUGAAACGCAUGCGGCAAGUGCAUUUCAUCAUGAAUCUAUGGGGCAAUCCUAGGGCCUGGCUCAAGACAGUGGAGAUGCUCUUAGAUAUCUGGAGUGUUGAAACCCACCUGAAAAGGAUUGAUAUUACAUUAGAGCAGCCUCAUCAACUGCCGCCUGGUGAGUUCUGGCCUCGGGAUUCCAGACGCUACGUUGCUUACAUGCUAUCCAUGAUUCGAAGCUUUGCCGAGGUGGCUGGUAUUGAGCUAAUCGGGACACCACCACUCCCAGAGCUCCCUGUCCAAAAGUGGCCUAGGGAUUAA
Molecule: messenger RNA, 666 nt
Organism: Scedosporium apiospermum
Lineage: Eukaryota; Fungi; Ascomycota; Sordariomycetes; Microascales; Microascaceae
Exons: 2
Coding region: 1-666 (221 amino acids)
Source: RefSeq, a predicted model, not a curated record